Cuscuta campestris is the source of this 2762-nucleotide messenger RNA. The record is from the annotation of a GenBank genome assembly. NCBI's taxonomy places the organism in Eukaryota, Viridiplantae, Streptophyta, Magnoliopsida, Solanales, Convolvulaceae.
CAUAGAUUCACACUUCCAAAAAGAAUUUUCAUUUUUUUAGAGAGAGAAACUCACCACACCAUUCGCAUUCCAUUCUUUAGCAGCAGCUCCUGGAAAAGUCCUUCGUCUUUUCACUCACCGAUUCAAGCCUUUUAGGGUUUUUGAUUUCUGCAAUCUCGCGCUGGAAUCUGCCAUUCCUGUUCUCCGUUCAACUCCCGCUGGAAUCUGCAAUUUCUGUAUUCUGAUGUCAAUUUUUUUAGAUUUGUGUAAUACGUGAAGAGAUGAAGUUUUGAUUGUGAUUUGAGGGGUUUGGAUGAACAAGGAUGGAACAAGGGACUGAACAUUUGUUAUCAGCUAGGAAAUCUCUGUUGACUAAUUUGGAGAAAUCGAAGGCGUUACAUUUGUGUAUUCAGGAAGCUGGCCCUAGGUUAGCUGAGAUCAAUCAACGCUUGCCGUCUCUGGAAGCGAUAAUCCGCCCGAUUCGGGCUCCCAAAGAUGCGCUUUCUGCCGUUGCGGGCCACAUCAACCGUGCUGUGGUCCCUGCCACGGCUGUGCUCAAGGUGUUUGAGGCGAUUCACGGGCUGGAGAAGUCUCUGUAUGAUCCCCAGUCGGAUCUCUCCGGGUACUUGGGUGUCCUCAAGAGGCUCGAAGAAGCACUGUCGUUCUUGGGGGAGAAUUGUGACAUGGCAAUUCAGUGGUUGGCUGACAUUGUUGAGUACCUUGAGGACCACCGCAUUGCAGACGGAAGGUUCACUUCCAGUUUGAAAGAGGAGCUGAGCAGGCUCCGCAAAUUGGGAAAUUUCGGCCUUGACGGAGGGCUUCUGAAGGUCGCUUUGGACAGAUUAGAGAACGAGUUCCGGAGACUGUUGAUGGAACACAGCAUUCCAUUGCCUAUGUCAGAUCCUCCAUUGCCGGGUGAACGAGCAUGUAUAGCUCCCUCUCCUCUUCCAGUUUUUGUCAUCCAGAGACUUCAGGCUAUUCUCGUCCGCUUGAUUGCCAAUGAUAGGCUAGAAAACUGCAUUUCCAUAUAUGUCGAGGUUCGCAGUUCAAAUGUCCGGGCUAGUCUGCAGGCACUUAACUUGGAUUACCUAGAAAUUUCUGUUUCUGAGUUCAACGACGUGCUGAGCAUUGAAAGUCACAUAGCUCAAUGGGGCCGGCAUUUAGAGUUUGCGGUCAAGCAUCUUUUUGAGGCUGAAUAUAAACUUUGUAAUGACGUGUUUGAUGCGAGGUUAGGGUUGGACGUUUGGAUGAGCUGUUUUGCUAAGAUAGCAGCACAGGCUGGGAUCCUUGCAUUCCUUAAAUUUGGGAAAACCGUUACCGAGAGUAAGAAGGAUCCAAUCAAGCUAUUGAAGUUGUUGGAUGUAUUCUCGUCGUUAAACAAGCUGAGAUUGGAUUUUAACAGACUGUUUGGUGGGGCGGCGUGUGCCGAAAUCCAAAACCUCACUAGAGAUCUCAUCAAAAGGGUGAUUGUAGGUGCAUGUGAGAUAUUUUGGGAACUUUUGCUUCAAGUUGAACUUCAGAGGCAAACAUCACCUCCUCCGGAUGGCAGUGUUCCAAAACUUGUUAUCUUUAUCACCGACUAUUCCAAUAAGUUGCUUGGGGAUGAUUAUAAGCAAAUCCUCACACAAGCACUUGCCAUUGAAAGAAGCUGGAAGCAUGAGAAAUACCACGAGCAGCUUCUCAUUGACGAGUUGCUGAAUAUAAUAAAUUCCGUUGAGCUGAAUAUAGAAACAUGGUCAAAGGGAUACCAAGAUCACAUUUUGUCAUACCUCUUCUUGAUGAACAAUCAUUGGCAUUUGUACAAGCAAUUGAAAGGAACCAAGCUGGGAGCCCUACUGGGAGAUGUCUGGUUACAAAAACAUGAACAUAACAAGGACUUCUAUUCUGACGCUCUUUUGAAAGAGAGCUGGUCAAAGCUUCCUGCCCUCUUGAGUCGGGAAGGUCUGAUUUUAUUCUCGGGCGGGCGUGCCACUGCCCGUGAUCUCGUCAAGCAAAGACUUAAAGCAUUCAAUGAAGCUUUUGAUGAGAUGUAUCAGAAGCAGUCAAAUUGGGUCAUUCUUGACAAAGACCUACGUGAAAAGGUUUGCCAACGUAUAGUUCAGGCAAUUGUUCCGGUUUACCGAAGCUACAUGCAGAACUACGGGCCAUUGGUUGAACAAAAAGAUGGAAGUGCUAGCAAGUAUGCUAAAUACACUGUUCAAGCUCUGGAGAAGAUGCUCAGCUCUCUUUUUCUCCCUAGGCCAGUCAGACAUGGAAGCUUUAAAGUUCGAAGGACUAGUGGGAGAUUCAACAGUAUAAGCAACGGUCAAGAUCCCAGUUCUCCUAGCAUGAAAUGAGAGGUCGAGGAAUGGCUAUCCAUUGGCCACUUGUUGUUGUAUAUACUUAGUUCCUGAAUUGGUUUCAAUGCAUAUCAGGGGAUUAUUAUUCUUCAAAGCUCCAAGAAAUACUCACUAUUGAAGAUCAUCAGGGAAAGAGAGCAUAUUCAUUUUUAUAUUGGCCCGUCAGGUAAAACAUGAAGUAAAUGCCUAGUUAAAUAGUUAAUGCUAUUAUUCCAAUUUUCCCCCUCAUAUUGUGAUCGGUCUAUUAUUCAGUCAGCCACAAGUGGAGCAGUGGUACACUGAUGGUCUGCAUGUUUUGUGUUGCACCGAGAGCUUUAGCAGUAAUACAUCUCAUUUUAGAUUAUGAAACAACGCUAGAUUUAUUUGUUCUUUGUGCCUCUAGCUGUAUACAAAGCGUAGAACUCUCCAUUCAUAUGUCAAUUGUACUAAAGCCAUGAAUUUUAG